Messenger RNA from Suillus paluster, 345 nucleotides. RefSeq lists its product as uncharacterized. The coding region runs from base 1 to 345 and encodes 114 amino acids. The transcript is spliced from 5 exons. NCBI's taxonomy places the organism in Eukaryota, Fungi, Basidiomycota, Agaricomycetes, Boletales, Suillaceae. The record is from RefSeq and is a predicted model, not a curated record.
AUGCUGUGCCUCAUGUUCAUCUUCCUGUUGCCGUUCUUCCUCUGCACAGGUAGCUUCAGCAAUUGCUUGUCGGUGCUCCAGCCGUUCAUACCUGCUGAGGUGCAUGGAAAGUCCACGGUCACGAACUUCAACAUCACAGUUCGGACAGUUGACCAUAGAGAUAAAAGCGAGCAAAAAGAAUAUAUGAGAUCAGUCCGAAGGGAGGAUAAGGUCUGGGUAGAUAAUCUGGGUGACAGUCGAGAUCAGUUCGCAAUUGAGAUCACAUGCUUCUGCUCAGUGACAAGAUACUGUAUAAUUUCGACCUUAGUCACAGCUGUUUUUGGGUUGACGAACCUAAUUUUGUGA